AGUUUCCCCUUCCUUUGACAGCAUUUCUUCAAAACAAAAAUCCUCUUCUCCGUCUUUAUAAAAGUUCAAACCGCCCCUUCCCUUCUCUAAAAUCUUCUUUUACAGUCUCUCCCUCUCUCUCUCUCCUCUCCCUCUCUCUAUUUUUCUUUCUUUCUUUCUUUCUUUCUUUCUUUCUGUCUUCCACAAUGGCAGAGCACUUGACUCAACUCUGUCAAUUUCUCUUCGAAGAGAAGCCAUCGCCUAGCGAUCUUACUCCCAGGCUCCGCUCGGACGAUCUCAUCAAGCUAGGGCUCGAGCACUUCUAUCUCAUCCUCAAGAAUGGCGUCUCACCGAUCGGAGAUAGCGGAAAACUAGGGUUGCAUUCGUGGUCCGAUUCGGAGAUUCAGUUUGUAGCUUCAAUUGGCCACGCCAUCACUUUCCUUUCUCGAUCUUUAUCAGUGGACCAAGUGGAACCCAUAGUUGUUGCGGUUGUUCAGCAAUUUCUUGAGUUUGCUGUUUGUUAUUUGGAGAAGUUGGAGUUCUAUGGUGAUGAUUUGAGCCUACAGGUUUGUAUGUGU
Molecule: messenger RNA, 557 nt
Organism: Carica papaya (papaya)
Lineage: Eukaryota; Viridiplantae; Streptophyta; Magnoliopsida; Brassicales; Caricaceae
Source: RefSeq, a predicted model, not a curated record